This is a messenger RNA of Syngnathus typhle (broad-nosed pipefish), 2488 nucleotides long. RefSeq names its product P2X purinoceptor 3-like. Gene Ontology annotation, molecular function: ATP binding; purinergic nucleotide receptor activity; extracellularly ATP-gated monoatomic cation channel activity. The coding region runs from base 1 to 1521 and encodes 506 amino acids. NCBI's taxonomy places the organism in Eukaryota, Metazoa, Chordata, Actinopteri, Syngnathiformes, Syngnathidae. The record is from RefSeq and is a predicted model, not a curated record. Gene Ontology annotation, biological process: monoatomic cation transmembrane transport; response to ATP. Gene Ontology annotation, cellular component: plasma membrane; nuclear inner membrane. The transcript has 14 exons.
AUGCCCCGCCCGUCUGCUGAGGCCAGGAGGCUCAUGGACGUUCCAGAACCGCGUCUCAGCAAUAUUGAAAAAUUCAACAGAGAUCCCAAGCUUAUCAGGGUAUUUGUGGCCAACUGCCGCAUUAUGUUUGGUUUUCAGCCCGUUACGUUCGCGACCGAACCAGCCAAGGUGGAGUUUGUCCUGACCAACCUCACAGGCGAAGCACGGUUGUGGAGAAUGGCCGACUAUGAAAGGAUGGCUCCUGCGUGUGAUUUGUUCGACGCCCUCGCGGACGAACUUCUACGAUUAUUUGACCUGGGUACCGCCACCGAAGACGCCGACGAGGAGCUGGCGACGCUACGUCAAGGGACUCUGGAACCUAAGGGCGGGACCCUGGAGCGGUUUAUCGCUGAAACCCAUCAAGUCCGGGCCUUCCUGUCUAAUCGCCGGAUCCAUUUGCCCUCCAGCCCUGGACUUUUUCCACAGAGGGUGCCAAGACCAUUUGUUUCCUCUUUUGCUUGGUGGGUCUUUGUUUAUGAAAAGGCUUACCAAGUGCGAGACACAGCAAUUGAAUCUUCAGUAAUGACCAAGGUAAAAGGUUUUGGAGUCUACAAUGACAAAGUCAUGGAUGUUGCAGACUACGUCAUGCCAACACAGGGUGCUUCUGUCUUCUGCAUCAUUACCAAACUCAUAACAACAGAAAACCAAGUUCAAGGAUACUGUCCAGAGAGUGAAGAUAAAUAUAUUUGUACCCAUGACAGCAACUGUACACGCCUUGUUAACAAGCCAGGUAGUUAUGGAAUUCUCACAGGGAGAUGUGUUGCUUUCAAAGCUACUAUCAAGACAUGUGAACUUAAAGGGUGGUGCCCUGCUGAGAUUGAUACCAUAAAAACCACACCAAUGAUGGAAGUGGAAAAUUUCACAAUUUUCAUCAAAAACAGCAUUCGAUUUCCAACCUUCAACUACACAAAAGGCAACUUCCUCCCCACCAUUACUGACAAGUACAUCAAUCAAUGCAACUUUGAUAUGGUCAACAAUACUUACUGCCCAAUCUUCAAAGUGGGAGAUGUCGUCCGCUAUGCGCAACAGAACUUCACCAAACUUGCAGACAAGGGAGGAGUGAUCGGAAUAAAGAUUGGCUGGAUAUGUGAUUUGGACAAAUCAGACGACCAGUGUAACCCUUCAUACUCAUUCACCCGACUGGAUGCAAUGUCUCAGAAAAAUGCUAUCUCGCCUGGUUACAAUUUCAGGUUUGCCAAGUACUAUAAGAUGGAAAAUGGGACUGACUAUCGUACACUGGUGAAAGCCUAUGCAAUAAGGUUUGAUGUGCUUGUCAAUGGAAAUGCAGGCAAGUUUAACAUGAUUCCCACACUUAUAAACAUGGUGGCAGCCUUCACUUCAGUAGGAGUGGGCACUGUGCUGUGUGAUACAAUAUUGCUGAACUUUCUGAAGGGAGCAGCGCUGUACAAGACCAAGAAAUUUGAAGAGGUAUCGGACUCACUGGAUUCUCAAAACACCAGGCUUUAUCGCAGCCAGCUUUAACUUCAAAACAAUGAAGAUUUUAUGGAAUAUCAUUUAAGAAUGUAUAUGCGUACAGACAAAAUGUUUGCAUGGUAAAAUUUAAUCUGUUUGUUCAAAAAUACAAAUCAUUGGCAUUAAAUUUUAACAAAGAAAUUACAGUGGAGCCUCGGCUGAAAAUUCGCUUUAUGUUACAUACUAUUUUCGUGUUACAAACAGUUUUGGCGUGGCUGCAUUACUGGCUCUAUGGUUCAGGUACCAUUGUUUGUUUGCCUAAAAUAGUCACCACAUCCCACAAUGCAAAGCAAUGCAAAGCAAUGCAAAGCAAUGCAAAGCAAUGCAAAGCAAUGCAAAGCAAUGCAAAGCAAUGCAAAGCAAUGCAAAGCAAUGCAAAGCAAUGCAAAGCAAUGCAAAGCAAUGCAAAGCAAUGCAAAGCAAUGCAAAGCAAUGCAAAGCAAUGCAAAGCAAUGCAAAGCAAUGCAAAGCAAUGCAAAGCAAUGCAAAGCAAUGCAAAGCAAUGCAAAGCAAUGCAAAGCAAUGCAAAGCAAUGCAAAGCAAUGCAAAGCAAUGCAAAGCAAUGCAAAGCAAUGCAAAAGCUGCACUGCAUUAUGGCAGAUGAUGGCCAUUUCGGGCCAGCAGUCCCCAAAAAGGGCUUGACAAUGAUUUGCUACUGUUAUUUCAUCAUCAUACAGCAAGUUGUAUUUUUACCUGUUUGUAUAUUGCACAGAAUCUACUUUUUAAUCACACAAUUAUCAAAAUCAGGUACAACAAACAUAAUUUUGCAGCGGUAACCAAUUAAUUGCAUUUCUAUUCUUCACCUUGGUUUGCAAGCCUUUUGGUAUGAGAACCCCUUCAUCGAACAAAUUAAAUUUGUGAGAUUUGUGGUUCCACUGUACGUUUAUCAUUUUCUGGACUGUAACAUUACUUACAUUUUGUAGAUGGAAUGCUGAAUAUUGUUACUCUUGUAUUCAAUAAACAACAGUUACAUUCA